Prosopis cineraria is the source of this 4420-nucleotide messenger RNA. Its product is annotated as protein SPA1-RELATED 2-like. The transcript is spliced from 8 exons. NCBI's taxonomy places the organism in Eukaryota, Viridiplantae, Streptophyta, Magnoliopsida, Fabales, Fabaceae. Gene Ontology annotation, biological process: photomorphogenesis. The coding region runs from base 322 to 3456 and encodes 1044 amino acids. Gene Ontology annotation, molecular function: protein binding. The record is from RefSeq and is a predicted model, not a curated record.
GUUUACGUGCGGUGGGAUCAACGAAGGCUAUUAAGAAGCCCGACUCUCGCCGUUAUCUUCUUUGUUCUGGGUGUGCAGAGACCGACUCAGCGCAAUAGCAAUAGAAAGAGAUCCUCUUCUUCCUCUAUGCUCCCCUGAUUUCUGUGCCACUUCAUUCUUCCGUUUCUAUGCUGAAGCGCCUGCCAAUUCUGCCCUCCCAAACUUAAACUUGCUGCGACGAAGAAAGACUAGUCCUGGCAUAUUGAUUCUUGAGUAAUUUAUGCGAUGCUUGCUAACUUCGUGCAAGUGGUUGUGCAACUUGAAUGAAGUCAGUUUUGAAGCAUGAAUGAGGAAGUGGUUGAUGAGGUAACGACAUUGGAGGUGGUUGAGGGUGCACAACAUCAGAGUAAAGAUGAUGAGUAUUCACUGAAGCCUGAAAGCUGCCCAUUGCUCAAACCCCAAGAAAUUCUGGCACCUUCUGAAGACUACUCCCAGAUCCCACCAGAGGAAUAUGAUGAUAUUCGGCAGGGUAAAAAUGUUGUAGAAACUAUCAGCCAUACAACUACAUCAGAACAUCCAUUUCUUAGCCAUUUUUCGGUUGAUGAUGGUUUCAUGGUUGAAGAAUUGACGGUGAAAAGUUACAAUGGCUCAAGUUUAGACAUUGGUACAUCAAACAGACGAGAGGGAUUUUAUAAUAGGCAGAACCAAUGGGGGCAUCUUUUUCAGCUAACUGGUGAUUCAGGAGCUGGAAAUUCACUAAGUCAUACUGCGUACAGAAAUAAUGUUCUGGCUACUUCUAAUGCCUGGGAGGACAAUGAGUCUUCAUCUUUCCAAGAAUUAUUAGCUAAAAAAUCGCUCAGUGGUGAUCAGAGCAAAGUCAUAGAACACUUGAUGACAGAUGAAAACAAAGGGGGUGCAGGUGAUGUUCAUGGAGGAAUACGAACAAAAAUUAUCUCCAGGUCAGGGUUUUCUGAGUAUUUUGUUAAGCAUACAUUGAAGGGUAAGGGUAUCAUAUGUAAAGGUCCAUCUUCUGACUGCUUCCAUGUUGACUCUAGAGAUCUGAAUCAGAUGAAAGUUGGCAUUCGUACUACUCAGUUGGAUUCUAAUGGAUCAUUGAGCAUUGGUUCCAAAACUGAGAAGUCUUCUUAUAGUUCUGCUGUGCCAAGAUCUGAUGGGUCUGACUGCAAUGGUGUGACUCUAAGAGAGUGGUUGAAAGCUGGGCACCAAAAUGUUAGAAAAGCUGAGCGGUUGCAUAUAUUUAGAAACAUUGUUGGUCUGGUUGAAAGUGCUCAUUCUCAGGGAGUAGCAUUGCUUAGCCUGCAGCCAUCUUAUUUCAAAAUACUCCCAUCAAACCAGGUCAUGUAUCUUGGCUUACCUAUUCUCAAGCAGAUAUCUGAAAGUGUUGUCAAUUCUGAAAUUCUUCCCUCUGAGGAUUCUUUCGAUAGAAAAAGGGAAUCAGAGCAGGUAUUAUACCCGUCUCUUGAUAUAAGGUCAAAGAAACAAAAAUUUGAUGAGAAUGUGACAGUUGCUGGGAAUUGGAGUCAGUUCUCUCCAAGAUCUGACAAGUAUUUUCGAAGUGCUUGUGAUAGUAAAAUCAAUGCAGUUGGACCACAGAGAAUCUCUAGCAUCCCUUGUAUGUCUAAGGCAGGCCAAUUGCAGUUGUCUUUUGUGAGUGAAAGAUUGGAAAAUGCAUGGUAUGCAAGCCCUGAGGGAAGCUGCACUAGAUCAUCAAAUAUCUACUGCUUGGGUGUUCUUCUUUUUGAGUUACUUGGCCAUUUUGAAUCUGAAGGAGCGCAUAUUGCAGCAAUGUCAGAUCUUCAAGAGAGAAUUCUUCCUCCAGGUUUCCUAUCUGAAAAUCCUAAGGAAGCUGGAUUUUGUCUUCUAUUGCUACAUCCCAAACCAUCAGCACGCCCAACAACAAGGGAAAUCCUACAAUCUGAAGUGAUAAAUGGAUUGCAGGAGGAUUACAGUGAGGAUAUGUCAUCAAGUAUUGACCAAGAGAAUGCAGAAUCAGAGGUGUUGCUGCAUUUCCUCGUUUCAUUAAAAGAGCAGAAGCAGAAUGAUGCCUCCAAACUGGUUGAACAAAUCAGGUGCUUGGAAUCAGAUAUUGAAGAGGUAGAGAGGAGGCAUAACUCAAGAAUAUCCUUGGUUUUGUCUAGCUCACAGCAUAAAUCAAGUUGUCUGAAAGAGAGUAUGCCUCUUGACAAAGAACCUUUGCCUUUAGAAAUGCUACCCUCAACUCCCUCAAUCUCUAAUGGAAAUGAAUUUAGAUUGAUGAAAAAUAUAUGCCAACUUGAAAGUGCUUACUUUUCCAUGAGAUCCAAAAUUCAGAUUGCUGAAACAGGGUCUGCACCCCACUCAGACAAAGAUUUACUUAGAAAUCGUGAGAACUGCUCUGUGACUAGAAAAGAUGAAGAUAAACAUGGAAACAUAGAUCCUGUGGGAACGUUUUUUGAUGGUUUGUGCAAGUAUGCCCGUUGUAGCAAGUUUGAAGUCCGGGGCAUACUAAGAAAUGCAGAUUUUAACAGCCCUGCCAAUGUAAUCUGCUCUCUGAGCUUUGACCGGGAUGAGGAUUAUUUUGCUGCUGCUGGAGUAUCAAAGAAGAUAAAGAUAUUUGAGUUUAAUUCACUUUUCAAUGACUCCGUUGAUAUUCAUUAUCCGGUAGUUGAGAUGGCAAACAAAUCAAAGCUCAGCUGUGUUUGCUGGAAUAACUAUAUCAAGAACUAUUUAGCCUCCGCAGACUAUGACGGUGUGGUAAAGCUAUGGGAUGCUAGUACGGGUCAUGAGUUCUCUGGCUUCACUGAACAUGGAAAGAGGGCUUGGUCUGUUGAUUUUUCUCCAGUAUGCCCUACAAAAUUGGCCAGUGGAAGUGAUGAUUUUUCUGUCAAGUUGUGGAGCAUCAGUGAGAAAAACAGUUUAGGCACCAUCAGGAAUGAUGCUAAUGUCUGCUGUGUUCACUUUUCUCCUCAUUCUUCUCAUUUGCUGGCGUUUGGAUCUGCAAAUUACAUUACUUACUGCUAUGAUCUUCGCAAUCUUAGAAAUCCUUGGUGUGUGUUAGUUGGCCAUGAUAAAGCCGUAAGCUAUGUUAAAUUCUUAGACUCUGAGACACUAGUCUCUGCAUCUACUGAUAAUACAUUAAAGAUUUGGGAUCUCAAUAAAACCUCUUCUGAGGGUCCAUCCACCGGUGCUUGCAGCUUAACGCUUUCAGGACAUACUAAUGAGAAGAAUUUUGUGGGUUUAUCGGUUGCUGAUGGAUACAUAGCAUGUGGUUCAGAAACAAAUGAGGUUUAUGCAUACUAUAGAUCUCUCCCCAUGCCAAUCACCUCGCACAAGUUUGGGUCCUUGGAUCCCAUAUCUGGGAGAGAGACCGAUGAUGACAAUGGUCAGUUUGUUUCGAGUGUGUGUUGGAAGGGCAGUUCAGACAUGGUUGUUUCUGCCAAUUCUAGCGGGUGUAUCAAAGUGUUGCAGAUGGUUUAAGUUAGUCCUAGAUGAAGGCUGGCUUCCAACUGGGGAUUCCUUCCCACCCUUUCACCCUUGGCCCUCUCAAGCCGAUACCUCCUAAUCGCCAGGAGCUUAUUAAGAUCGUAUAGACAUCUCGAGCUCUGGCUAAGUUUUGAUGUUUGAGUUUCAGCUAUGAAAGAUUGGAUGGAGGAAGAAGAGAUUGCAAAUCGACUCCAGUUCUAAUUUGAACAUUGGAUACAACACGACGAAGCUCCGGCUUUCAACCAGAAACUUUGGUGUUCUGUUGUGGAGAAUGCCUGUCAGAAUGUGCAAUAUCUGGAGGAUCAAUCUUAGAACGGGGAAGCCUAUUCAAGAAAAAAAAAGAUGGGUUUUGAAGUAUAAAAUAUUAGAAACUUUUUCUCCAGAAGUUUCUAGUGUCCUUAAGUUAAUGUGGUAUAUAACUAUCCAUUAUUUUUGGAGGCCAACCUUUCCCAAUUUAUUAAAGUAGUUUGACACUGAUCCUUAAGUUUUGUCUAAGGAUAAAAUUUAAACGGAUUGGGAAAGGUUAUUCUCUUUUAUAAAAUUAAUGGAUACUGUAUUAAUUUUGACUUGAGAAUGUUAAAAGCUUUUCAAAAAAAGUUUUUGAAUAUUUUUACAGCUUGAACCCAAAGAUUAUGACAGCAAAAUGAAAUUUGCUGUUUCUGAGUUGUUUUGAAGUGUGAAGAAUCCGACUAGAAGAAUCUAGCUCGCUUUAUAUGCAAGUGUUUGUAGGAGCCAACUGGAAGUAGUUGUACAGCGGUCCUUUUCAUGGUUUUUUAAAUGAAGGACUUGCAAUUUUAGGCUUGUUGUCGUGAAGAUGUUUGGUCAGCAACGCAAGGCAUGACUAUUAUAACUUUAAAGGAGAAGCUUCUAGAAAGUUGAUAUCAUACUCUAGGCUAAAUAUUUGUGUAUAGCAUGACUAUGUUUGACCAUUGAAUAAACAUUGAAGAUGUUUUACAAA